AUCUGAGCAUCUAAGAUUUGUUCUAUAUAUGGCAUAACAAUGUUUUGUAUUUAAUUUACAAAGAGAUGAUCUCACUGAUGAUGUAAUUGCUUAGCUAAACAUAUAUUCAGGAGUGAAUUGAGUCCUAAAAUACUGGUUAAGAUAAAGACUUGCGUGUAGGACUAGUUUUACUCUUUGAGAGAAGUCAGUUUUGCUUGUUUAAAUAGUGAUCAUUAAUAAACUCUUCUGACUAAUCUUAAUUAGUAGGUUGGCAGCUAGGGCCUAGGGGCAUGACGUUGGGCGUUACAGAACACCGGAGACAAGUUCUGAAUGUUCACCAGCAUCUCAACAGAAAAGACAAGGAUAAGGAUCCUGGGCAAGCAUCUUCACAUAUGCAAGCACAUAAGUGAUAUUAUCCAUUUUGUUUUGAGGAGCUGACUGUUGAUACUUUAGGUCAGUGUAGAGAAGAUACACAUUGAAAUGGACUCGGUAGAGAAGAGGAUCAUCAAAUUGAUCUCAGAGAAAGGUGUAAAGAAUUUUGUCAUGGUAGCUACAUCAACUAGACAAUAUUCAAUGUAUUAUAUAGUACAUUGACAUAGCUCUAUUUGGAUUUUCAUCUUUCUUGUUAUCACACAUAACGUUCUUGUCUUGUCUGCUUCUAAUGUUGUUGUUUCUUUUUCCAGCAGAUGCUCUUUGGACUCUGACAAAAGUCACAAAACAGAUAAUAAACAAAUUAAAGAAGUAACAGACAACCAUGUCUAGUUAACCACAUUCUCGGACAUUGUUUCUCAUGAUUAUAAUAUAUUUGGUAUAUAUAAAAAAGACAUUAAUAUUCUAUAGUUUCCUCUCUCGCCAUUGAUCAAGUCUUUUUCCAUAUUAUAUAUAUAGAGAACGGUCGAAUAUUCGAAGGAACAGAAUCUUGAGGUGCUCAGCCAUUGGAUAUCUUCUUAUCCAAGUAAACGGGAAAUGAUGGUGCAGAGGAAACUCUGUGCUAAAAAUCUCUCCAGACCAAAAAACUUGGUCUCUUUCAGGCUAUGGAGGAAGAAGCAGCAGCAGCCACUAGUCAGAUACUCGAAGAGAAAAUCUAUGUCGCAGUUGGUAGAGAAGUAUGGAAGAACAUAUCAAAUCUCAUGUGGGCAUUAGAAAACUCCCAAGGAAAGAAAAUCUGCAUCCUUCAUAUCCACCAGCCUUCUCCAACGAUUCCUGUCUUGGGUACAAGAUUCGACGCUUCAACGGUGGAUGAGGAAUCAGUGAGAGCAUACCGAGGCAAAGAAACAGCAAAAACAGAGAUGAUUCUACAAGAGUAUCUUAGUAUUUGUCUGAAGAAAGGGGUCCAGGCAGAGAAGCUGUGUGUGGAGAUGGACUCAAUUGAGAAAGGGAUUGUGGAAACGAUAUACCAGCAGAGGAUCAGGAAGUUUGUAAUGGGAGCAGCUGCAGAUAAACACUAUUCCAUGAAAAUGGAGGAUCUCAAGUCCAAGAAAGCUAACUUUGUCUGUCAGCAAGCGCCUGUUAUGUGUCAAAUACACUUCACAUGCAAAGGAAACCUUAUCCAUACAAGGGAAGCUAGGGUGGAUGAAGUUCGAGCUCUAUCUGUGCUCUUGUCUGAUUUUCAUCGGCUUGUAUUGCCACAAAUAAGCGCUGGUUCACUUGAAGAGGCAGCAAGAUCUUCCAUAGAUAUCAAAAGCUCUGAUAUAUUGUCAUACCCUGGAAGAUCUGAGGUGGUACUAAGCGACAUUCAAGAGGAACCGAAUGACUCAUCGUCUCAAGUUUUCCCGUGCAGCGGGAUGGGACUGAACAUGCUGAACUUCCUACUCAACUCCACCAAGAUAUGGCAAAAGCUCACAAUCCAAAACCAUGAGCAUUGUGAGUGACACUUAGGAGAGAGAGAGAAAGACUGCAAAUGAACGUAUGUAUCAAACCAACAACAAAAAAAUAUUGACUACAAAAACAAUUUGUGUGAGAGGAAGCUGCUGGUUAUGGCUUCCUUCUCGUGUGGCUUAAAAAUAACUAGUUGUAUGUAUCAAUAACAAAACCUAAUGCAUCUUGAAUGCUUGUUUUAA
Molecule: messenger RNA, 2039 nt
Organism: Raphanus sativus (radish)
Lineage: Eukaryota; Viridiplantae; Streptophyta; Magnoliopsida; Brassicales; Brassicaceae
Product: U-box domain-containing protein 33-like
Exons: 6
Coding region: 1014-1850 (278 amino acids)
Source: RefSeq, a predicted model, not a curated record